UUAAACCGCGCAGACAGUUUUACCGGCCCGUAUUAAACUAAAGAAAUCUGGAAAAGAAAGCUCAAAGUUUCAUCUUCUUAGGGUUUCCUCUCUCUAUUCUCAUUCUCUCUCCUCCAUUCUUUGGUGAUUCAGCAAGCUUUUAAGAAGACGAUGUACGGAUCAAACUAUGGUUCCAGUUAUGGGUCUGGCUACUCUUCCAGAGGGGCAAUGUUGGGAAGCGGGGGGGUAUCGGACGGGUACGAGGUCGGCUCAAAGAGACAAAGAAUGAUGGAAUCAAAUCCAUACUUCGCAGUGGGAAGCAGUCCAGCAGGAUACCAGCCUUACAACUACGGAAGCAGCUUUCAACCUUCUGGCUUUCCUGUCGUUCGCCUUAGAGGUCUUCCUUUCAACUGUACUGAUAUUGACAUCCUUAAGUUCUUUGCUGGCCUGGAUAUUGUGGAUGUGCUCUUGGUCAACAAGGGUGGGCGAUUUACGGGGGAAGCAUUUGUGGUGCUAGCUUCAGGAGUGCAAGCUGACCUAGCGCUCAACAGAGAUAGACAGAACAUGGGCCGUAGAUAUGUGGAAGUUUUCAGGUGUAAGAAGCAGGACUAUUACAAUGCUGUGGCUGGUGAAGUGAGUUAUGAAGGAAUCUAUGAUAAUGACCGCCCAAACUCCCCGCCAGGUCGAUCUAGGAGGUCUGUUGACAAGGAUCAAUUGGAUUACACUGAGAUCCUUAGGAUGCGUGGUCUUCCUUUUUCUGUAACUAAGGCAGACAUAUUGAAGUUCUUUGGAGAUUUUAAUGUGAUUGAGGAUAAAAUCCAUAUAGCAUGCCGGGCAGAUGGUAAAGCUACUGGAGAGGCAUAUGUUGAGUUUUCUUCUUCAGAUGAGGCUAAGAAAGCCAUGUGCAAGGAUAAGAUGACUAUUGGUUCACGUUAUGUGGAGCUGUUUCCCUCAACAUCAGAAGAAGCAAGGCGAGCUGAAUCAAGAUCAAGGCAAUGAUGAGCGCAAUGUAGCUGAGAAACAUCAUUUCUGCAGUUUCAUUUGCUAGAUUAAAGUUUACUGUUUUGUUAUGCUAUUAUCCUCACCGGUAUAAUCUGUACUUUGUCAGUUUGUUAGUGUAGACUUUAAACUGUGACUUAUUUUAGGUGUUAUGCUUCAUAAUACAAGGGUUCAAACAUAUGGAUUCGUGCA
This is a messenger RNA of Beta vulgaris subsp. vulgaris (sugar beet), 1170 nucleotides long. RefSeq lists its product as uncharacterized. Lineage: Eukaryota; Viridiplantae; Streptophyta; Magnoliopsida; Caryophyllales; Amaranthaceae. Gene Ontology annotation, cellular component: ribonucleoprotein complex. Gene Ontology annotation, molecular function: RNA binding. The record is from RefSeq and is a predicted model, not a curated record. The transcript is spliced from 2 exons. The coding region runs from base 151 to 978 and encodes 275 amino acids.